AUGCCCUCCAAACUCUCCCCUCCGCAGCCACGAGUCCACGUCCUCGGCCUGGGCAGCAUCGGCAUCUUCACAGCCCACGGGCUGAACGAGAUCCUCCCAACCCCGCCUGCAGUAACCCUGCUCCUGCACCGAGAGACUUUAUACAACGAAUACAUUCGCCGGGGCAGCCGAACCACCCUGCACACCGCCAGCGGCCAGACCACCCACCACCGGGCCUACGACCUCGAGAUCUACAACCCGGUCACUCGCGCCUGGCACAGCCCACCCCCCUCGAACGAACCAGCAACCCACCCCAUCGACCACCUGGUCGUCGCCGUGAAAGCCACGCAGACCGUCGCCGCCCUCCGCCCGAUACAGCAGCGCCUGACCCCGUCCUCGACGAUCCUCUUCCUCCAGAACGGCAGCGGCAUGAUCGACGAGGUGAACGAGCACCUGUUCCCAGACCCCGCCACCCGACCAAACUACAUCGUAGGCGUGAUCUCGCACGGCGUGACAUUGAACACCGCAUUCGAGGUCACGCACACCGGCGCCUCCGCCAUCUCACUGGGGAGAGUCCCUCGCCACGCCAGCCAACGCCAGCGCCCCGCCAAAGAGGCAGCGUCAGGGGAAGACUACCUCCUCGACGCCCUUCCAACCUCUCCCCUCCUCACAGCAACAACCUACCCCACCUACGCCGAGAUCCUGCAGAUCCAACUCGAAAAGCUCGCCGUCAACGCCUUCUGCAACCCCGUCUGCGCGCUGCACAGCGCCCCGAACAAGUUCCUGUUCACCCAGCCCGCGCUGCGCCGCGCCGUGCUGGACGAGAUAUCCGCCAUCGUGCCGCGACUGCCCGAGUUGCGGGGUGUCGAGGGCGUGGCGGCGCGGUUCGCGCUGGACCGGUUGGAGGACACGGUUAAUGGGGUGUUGGAGCGGACGCGGGACACGACGUGUUCGAUGGUGGUGGAUCUGCGGUGCGGGCGCGAGACGGAGGUGCGGUUUAUCAAUGGGUAUUGGGUGCGGCGGGGGAGGGAGGUAGGCGUUGAUGUUGCGGUGAAUGAGAGGCUGAUGGCCGCUGUUUUGGAGAGGGGGAGGCGGUCCUGA
This is a messenger RNA of Aspergillus japonicus CBS 114.51, 1080 nucleotides long. RefSeq names its product ketopantoate reductase family protein. The transcript has a single exon. The coding region runs from base 1 to 1080 and encodes 359 amino acids. Gene Ontology annotation, molecular function: NADP binding; 2-dehydropantoate 2-reductase activity. The record is from RefSeq and is a predicted model, not a curated record. NCBI's taxonomy places the organism in Eukaryota, Fungi, Ascomycota, Eurotiomycetes, Eurotiales, Aspergillaceae. Gene Ontology annotation, cellular component: mitochondrion; cytoplasm. Gene Ontology annotation, biological process: pantothenate biosynthetic process.